This is a messenger RNA of Ceraceosorus guamensis, 387 nucleotides long. RefSeq lists its product as hypothetical. NCBI's taxonomy places the organism in Eukaryota, Fungi, Basidiomycota, Exobasidiomycetes, Ceraceosorales, Ceraceosoraceae. The record is from RefSeq and is a predicted model, not a curated record. The transcript is spliced from 2 exons. The coding region runs from base 1 to 387 and encodes 128 amino acids.
AUGGUCCAUCCAGCUUGGACGCAGACGCAGGAUGGGCAGAGCUACGGCGCGAUUGCGAGCGAAAGACCGACGCGAGCAGAGGUGCAAAUGUGCUACAAGCUGCUUUGGGCCAACUUCAUCUCCACCCUCAUCCACUACUCGCACAAUUUCUUCAAGGCUGAGCUCUAUCCUCCAGUCUUUCCGUUCGUCUCUGCCUUUGCCUACAGACUUGGCAUCAUCAUCUUUUGGCCUCCCUUGACGCUGGGCGCGUACUACGGCUGGCUCAAGUUCGAGCAAGGACGCAUACACGAAGCUCUACCUUAUAUCGUCGGACACGCUUUGCUGGGCGCCACCACGCCUGGCCACCUGUUCGGAGGCGUCGUGAGUUGGCUCGCUUGCGGCUGCUAG